Molecule: messenger RNA, 1636 nt
Organism: Camellia sinensis
Lineage: Eukaryota; Viridiplantae; Streptophyta; Magnoliopsida; Ericales; Theaceae
Product: GroES-like zinc-binding alcohol dehydrogenase family protein
Molecular function (GO): oxidoreductase activity
Source: RefSeq, a predicted model, not a curated record
UUAAUACAACAUUAUGAGCACAACCUCGUGCCCAGAUCAACCAACACGGACGGCUAUAAAAACUGAAGACACAAAAUGCGUCCACGCGACUCCCCUCUACGCCCAACUCUCCUCUGUGGUUACAAUUACAUACGCGUCCCCUCGUCUCUCUCUCUCUCUCUCUCCAACAACUGAAUUAGACUACGAAACCCUAACACUCACCACUUGGCCUAGUUCUCUGCAUGCUUUCAAGUUUCUGAUUCGGAACCUCGGGACUUGUAUUUCUGCUCGUUGACGAUGCGGUUGUUAUUGAGAUUCAAUGGGUUGAGAAAUGCAGCAAUUGGAGGUGCCGAUUCCGAGCGGUGGCUUUGUUCGCCGUCGUCUUCGAAGAAGCUAGGGUUUAGGUGUAUUGUUACUAGCUGCAGAGCCGUGCUUUUGCCGCGGUUCGGUGGGCCUGAAGUCCUUGAGCUCCGUGAUGAUGCCAACGUUCCUGAUCUCAAGCCCAAUGAGGUGCUUGUUCGCGCUCGUGCCGUCUCCGUUAAUCCUCUCGAUACAAGUAUGCGAUCAGGCUAUGGUCGUUCCUUAUUUGAACCACUUUUGCCACUCAUUUUGGGUCGUGAUGUUAGCGGUGAAGUUGCAGCUAUUGGAGCUUCUGUCCGAUCUCUGAGUGUUGGGCAGGAAGUGUUUGGUGCACUGCAUCCAACUGCUGUACGGGGUACUUAUACAGACUAUGCAAUUCUUUCAGAAGAUGAACUUACUGCAAAACCAGUAUCAAUCUCACAUGUGGAAGCAAGUGCCAUUCCGUUUGCUGCUCUGACUGCAUGGAGGGCUUUGAAAAGUACUGCUAGGAUAACCCAAGGACAAAGGGUGUUGGUGGUUGGUGGAGGAGGAGCUGUCGGUUUUGCAGCAAUUCAGCUUGCAGUAGCUGCAGAGUGCCAUGUUUCAACUACAUGUGGAAGUGAAAGUAUAGAUCGGGCUAUGGCAGCUGGAGCUGAGCAGGCUGUGGACUAUACUACUCAGGACAUUGAAUCAGCACUAAAAGGGCAAUUUGAUGCUGUUUUGGACACAAUUGGUGUACUGGAGACAGAAAGGACAGGCAUCAAUCUUUUGAGGAGAGGUGGACACUAUAUGACGUUGCAAGGGGAGGCGGCAUCACUGACUGACAGAUAUGGGCUGGCUGUAGGGCUCCCUAUUGCUUCUGCUAUUUUGCUGAAGAAACAGAUUCAAUACCGAUAUUCUCACGGAAUAGAAUAUUGGUGGACUUAUAUGAGGGCUGAUGCUGAAGGUUUGGCUCAGAUUCGUCGGCUCUCUGAGGUCGGGAAGUUGAAAAUUCCUGUGGAGAAGACAUUUCCCAUUACACAUGUGAGGGAGGCUCAUGAAGCCAAAGAUAAAAGGCGCAUUCCUGGUAAAGUUGUUCUGGAACUUGAUUGAAUAUAGACAAAUCCAUGAGCCCAAACUGAUAUAGUUCACAGGUAGAAUCAUGAAACAAACUUUAACCCGCCUUUUUUUCAUUUUUGUUAUUUGGAUUGGAGACUGGAGGCUCCAUUUGCCAAUCCUCCCCGUACAAUAAGUAUGAUCAUCUUGUAUAGGAAACUGAGUGGGAUUUUUGUGAAAUGAACUUUUAAAAUUUUAAUUGGCAAUCUGUAAAUUCUCAGUC